Polychytrium aggregatum is the source of this 2830-nucleotide messenger RNA. RefSeq lists its product as uncharacterized. The transcript has 2 exons. The record is from RefSeq and is a predicted model, not a curated record. NCBI's taxonomy places the organism in Eukaryota, Fungi, Chytridiomycota, Chytridiomycetes, Polychytriales. Bases 213 to 2759 code for a protein of 848 amino acids.
CUUGAUCCUUCUGCCGUGCUUGAUCACCGCGCUAUGCUGGAUCGUCACGCCGUGUACAUUCCAUAUGCCGUCCUCGAUCCGGUCGCUGCGAUGGGCGCGGGAUCUGCCGCCAUUUUCUCCAGUCUAACCGCUCCGCUUUGCUCAUUCCUCUGUAUCUGCCCCAUGCGACUCCCGUAUCCGUCUCGCCUUUGGCAGCAAAGACGCCUCUGCUCAUGGACCCGCUCGAAAAGGAAGAGCAACGGAUCGAUCUCAAGGUCCUGCACCAUGUCACCCGCGACGAUGCAAAACGCCGCAUGAAGCGAUUCCGUCGCACCGUCAUGGCCGUGCACGCAAUCGUCCACCAAAAGAUCUACAAGAAGAAGGCCUCCAGCCUGGAGACAUACUUCAAGGACGUCUGGAGCAUAUCGCGUGCCCAGGUCUACCGAUUCCUGGACUGUGCCGUUGUCCUGAAGCAACUCGAGGGGUUCCCCGAUCAACCUUGCCGCGAGCGGCUGUGUCGUUCUCUCAAGCGAGUCGCCAAGAACCGCCAUGAUAUUCGCCGUCUCUGGGAGGCUGUCCUGGCCAGCGUCAACAACGACCAUGAGGCCGUCACCAGCACCGUCAUCAACUCUGUCUGGCAAGAGCUGCUGGCCAGCGGCGAGGUAACCGGCUCCGCCAUCAACGAUGCUCCUGACGAUGUGCUAGCCUCCGCCAGCUCGAACGAUCCCAUUAUCAUCGACAAAGUCCUCCCUCUGGCGGGCGAGCGUGAUGACGAUGGAGACGGCAACGAUCCAGACCGAGACAACGACGACGACGACGACGACAUCCAGAGCCCGCUCGACAGGGCCCUUGCCCGCUCGCAGGCCGCCGCUGCUGUUGCAACGUCGAUCCUGCCUCCCGAGUCCGAGGUUGCGGUCGCUGCCGAGCGCCGCUUUCACGACAUGGAGGCCGAUGUCCAGAUGCCGGGCGGUGUCGGUCUUGGUCCUGGCGCUGGGCAGUUUAUCUAUCAGCCCAUGAAGGAGGAUGCCGGCCCGAGCUGGAGCUGGAGCUACGGGUGCUCCGAAUCGGACCAGAUCGACCAACCCAUCAACGCCUCAGAUAUCGAGCGGUGCGUCGCACUCUUGGAAAUGUUCCAUUCCAAGGGCUAUGUCCUGCAGCCGUCGCUGGGCCCCCAUCUGCAAUGGUAUGAGGGCCCAGUUUACCACUGGCGCCUGACUCCUCUCGACGGAGAGUCUCCCAAGCGAGCAUCGGUGCUCAUAUCGUCCACACCCGCCUGUCCGCCCAUGGCCAUCCCCAAGAUGCCGUAUUCUCAGGUCCCUCCAGGAGCACCGUACUCGCACCAUGGCGAAAUGGAGUCGCUGGAUUCGUUUCCGAACCUGCCGCCCGCCAACCUGAUCGCAGCCCCGCACAUCGGCGGCGCACUCCCAGGCCACCCGGCCAUGGAUUCGGUUCUCUAUCCCGCACCUCAUCCCGCUCACCUGCAUCACCCGCACGAGCCCUUCGACUUGGCCAUGAUCUCCUCGUCUCCGCCGGCGCCCAUGGGGUGGUACUCCACCGAUCCUGCUCCUCGGAUCGAUGGAAUCCUCCCAAACUCGGCCCCUGCUCGUCAGCCCAAGCGCCCCGUCACUGAGCCAGAACGGAUGUCUUUGCCAGGGGCUCCGCAUCCGUACUCGCACCCGUAUCCACUUCCACCACGAUCGCCGGGAUCGAUCUACAUGCUCGACACAGCCACCACGCCGAGCGGGCCGUCAGUGUCCAAUCCAUCGCAGCCGCCCAAUCCUACCGGGUCCCUGUGCUUCUUUACACCGUUGCUGGCCGAGAACAUGGAGGCCGCAGAAGUAGAGACCCUCGAGGGCCGUCUGGAGGCAGCUGCAGGUGCUCCAGACUCGGUGGUCGGCAUUGCCGGUGCCCUCAAGGAUUCCAAGUCGCUCUCCGACAUCAAGAACGAGGGUGCCUCGGACGCAGACACUCUGGCCUGCAUGCCGGGCCAGCCCGACUUCCAGGGCUUUGGGUCCCAGCCGUCUUCGGGGCCUCAGGCCGGAUCGAAUCGUGCCGUAACCGGCGACAAGAACCGAGGCGACCCGCUCUCACGGUUCGGCAACCCGUACUCGUUUGCGGUGCCGCCUCCACAGCACCCGAGCUAUCGCCCAGGCCCUCAGCCGUAUCCAUAUGUCGCCGGGCAUGCGGCUCCCCGCCACUCUUACCACUACCAUCGCCAUGUUCACACGCAGCACCCGUAUCCCCUCCAUCCCCAUUCGUAUGCCCAUCCGCCAACGCCUUCGCCCACCCCAACGGCCCUCUCGACCCAGACGCCAACGUUGGCAUCGGCAUCAGCAUCGGCGUCAGCCUCGUCGUCAUCGUCGUCGUCGACGUCGACAUCUGCCCUCUCGGCCUCGAAUGCACCGGCCAUGCAGCCACAGCCGCAUUCGCAAUUUGGCCACGGCGACGCCGAGGUGCAGUCGGGGACGCUGCCCAUGUUCAAGCAAAAGAAACAACUGUCGCUGGGUCGCUCCCCAUCGCCCGCGGCAAUGUCUCCGCAGUCGCAUCCGUUUGCGACUAUGCAGCUCGAUUUCGGCGGCGGAGGCUCGGUCGCAUCAAACCAACCUAUGCCGCGGGCCGCAGGCAUCAAAUCCGCUUCGGCUGGGCUCGCUGCAACUGCAUAUGCUGGAGGCGGCAACGAUGCGAUGGCCGCCACGACUUUGCCGGACCACUCUGGCUUUUCAAUGUCGAUGGACGCCGAGAUGUCUCACAUGGAGGGCAGCCUCGCCUUCCACCACUAGCGAGCCGCAUCCGCAGUAGCUCUGGGACAAUCAAUUGCUCCAAUGAGGAGCAACGAGCAACGAGCAACGAG